GGGGCACAGCCGCCGCCAUGAUGGCGGGCGGCACUGCGAGCUGUGCUGGGCCUUGUGUGGCUGCGGGUGGGACAUGGCUGGCCCAGGCCUUCCCAUACAGCUCCUAGCAGCAGCUCAGGAGUUGGCCCAGGCCAGAGCUGUCAUGUUCUCCCGGUGGGGUUCUCAUCCCGCAGCCCUUGGCCUUGGGGCAGGAUCUUGAAGCGCUCUCUUUGGCGUGCAGGAGAGCCGAGGCCGCUCUGAGGGCCGUUAAUCCACAGCCUGAGGCAGCGGCUUGGCAUGGGAUGAACAAUUCUCUGUCUGUGCUGGCUGCUUUUCUUUUUUCUUAUUCCUGCACCAUUUUAUACUGAUUUAAAUCAGUGAAGGGUGUCUGGACUCUUAUGCUGACAGCACAGCUUUAAAAGGGUGAACAUUGGGCAUGCGAGUGCUGUCCCAAGGAGAUGGACUGAUCCAGCACAGAGCUCAGCCAGAGUCCAACCUCACACCUGACAACGGGACAGCAGGCUGGGACCUCCAGGUCAGAUUUCCCAGCAUAGCAGAGCUGGGAGGGGUGCCAAGGGACGGCCCCUCCCCCUCCCUAUGGACCCCCCCAAUUCAGUGCUGCUGUGCUGGGUGCUCAUUGCUGCUCACUGCUGCAGUUGUUCCUGCACGGAGCUGUGCGCAGAGCCCCGCAGUUCUGCCUGCAGUGCAGCACUGAGCUGAUGGCUGGGUAAGACAGCACUGCUGCAGCUGUGUAAUUCAGCCCUAUAGCACAGACCUGAGGGUUACCAUCCUGUCCCAGAGGGAAAAAAAAAUCGACCUCCCCUGACAUGUGUACAGCUCUUGUCUUAAUGGAUCUGGACUGUUACUUGGCUUUUUGCACAGAAGAUGACUUUGUAGGCAGGUGAUAGCAUCUUACCUCUGUGUUAGUUUUCUGCUGUGAGUCCACCAGUUCCCAUUCCAUUUUUCUGUUGUUCCCUUACCUGCAGGGCAGGACUUGGCCCAGGGAGAUGCUCAACCUGGGCUUGGAGCUACUCCUGUGUGUCAGGGUGAUGCUGUGCUCUGGGCUUGCCGUCCCUCUCAGCUCUGUGGCAUCUCUACGUUCUCGGUCUCCUUCCCACUCUAUAUCAUGCCCCAUUAAUGAGACUGCUGAACUGAUCACCACAAAGGAGUUGUGGUAGGAAGAUGUAUGAAUAGAAGGAUCCCUCUGUACUCACACUGUGUCUUCCGUUCAUACCCAAUAACCAUUGCUCACCAUGUCCAGAGCUGUAUUUUGGUCCUCUCUGACUGCUGAUUCCAAUAGCAGCUCUUAACAAUCUCUGUGCCACUACUGAUAAGACUUCUGACUCUCACCUGAACCAGGGUGCAGUUUCAGAGGGCACUGGCCCUUCUUGUUUGCUCAUCACCCUUUCAUCCUUGCGUGUUUCCUUCGCUUUGCUUAUGAAAAUCCACGUGGGGGACAGUGUCAAAGGCCUUAAUGAAGCCCAGGCGCCCUACACCUACUGCUUCUUCAGCUCUCUGGUGUAACUCUUACCAGUUUAAGUAACCAGCACAGCUGUGAAUUUGUAUGGCCCAUUCCUUUCUCUGCCUUCACAAACGUGUGUUCUUCCUACUUCGGAAGGCCAAACACCACAUCGUUUUAGAGAUGAGAAGCUCCCUUGGCCCGGAUCGUUCUCCUCUAGGAAUGUUGAGGCGAGUUAGCAGGAUUCUGUGUUGCUCUUGCAGAUAAGCAGAGUCUUGUUCAUUGAGGUUGGCAUAAAAGUACCUAAUAUAUAAAUAAAUAAAUGCAAACCAGACUGUUAAAUAACCUGUUGACAGCUCUGCCUUGAGUUGGGACAUGACUGUUCCCUCCGUGAAGUUGUGUUGCUGCCUCCUUGUAGGGCCUUCGUGCUUCAGGCAAGUGUUGAGUCAGAGCCCUUCUGACACAGCAGAUGCUGAAUGACAAGGAAACACACGUGGAGCCACCCAUGUCCACCUUCAGACUGUGUUUGCAAGUUGUUUGGCUGCACACAGUCCUCUCGGGAUUUCAAACAGCUAGUCUUCUGGAAAGAAAAGUGCAUGUCAGCUGGGUUACCUUCUGUAACAGCUUCAGGACCAGAGGACCUACCAGCAGACCUGGCUGUGCUUUCCCUCACUUUACAGCUCUCCAGAAGUGCACUGUGACCGGUGUGUGGGUGAGAUAAGCCUGUUCUUCACACUGUGCUGUUGUGCAAUGUAGGUUAGAAGGCUUUUCCCUUUGGGAGAGGUCAGGAAGCAAAGCACAGCUGCUGCUUUGCCCAGUGCGCUGAAGAGAGCAGAGACUUGCCAACAAGGGGCCACUACCCAUGGCUCCCAUCUGAGCCUUAAGCUUUAUUUUCCCCAGUGCUCAAUGCAGAUCUGGUGGGACAGAUGUUCUCCUUUUGCCAUUUUAAGCUGGGUUCAGCUUCCCUACCUGAAGCCGUUACACUGCUCCUGGAUCAGACCACAGUUGUAUCUGGCUCAGUGUUUCUGCAGUGGCCAAGAACAGGGCCUUGGGGAAGGGGGUGGAUACAGGGCAAACCUGCAGUGCAUAGGUCCUGUGUGCUCUUCCAGCCCUUUGUGGCACAGGCAAUUACAGAGCUGGGUGUAACUUCUGUAGAUUUACUAACCCUCAAGAGAUGUCUCUUAUACUGCUUUAUCAGUCUGCCUCAAACCAAUAUAAACUUGGAGCACCCAAUGCCCCGUGGCAGAGUCCAACAGUUAUCUGCAUCACAAGGAGCAGCAUCUCUUCUUGUUUGUUAUGUUUACAGAGGCAGUGAAUAUUCGAUCCUUAUCCCUCUUCUCCAGACCAUUCAUAGUUUUAUAGCUCUGUCGUGAUCCCCCUGAAUUAUUGCAUUUUCCAGGCUAAGUAACUUCCUCUGUCAGUGAAUUCCCUCUGUAGAAGCCAUACUUCUAAUCAUCUCUGUUACAUAUCUUUUCUAGCUGUCAGCAGAGGCUCAGGUGGGACCAGAACUGCAAACUGGAGAUUCCUUCAUGAGACUUGGAGGGUCCUUGCAUAGUUCUUCACAGUCAGUCCUUGUCUCUGUUACUUUGCUGUUUUCCUAACAGCCAGCGUUCACUGCUGAAGGAGCUGCAGUGUUGGGUCUGCAGUACUCAUUGAAAUGGUUGAAGCAGAGCAAAGCACAGGGGUGCAAACUGUGGCAACAGCAAAGGAACUCCUGAGAAUGGGCUUCAGGAAAGACAGCUGAUAAAGUAUGGCACAAAGGAGCAGUGGAAGAAAGAACCGUAGGGAAGAAAAUCAUAGAAUCGGUAAGGUUGGAAAAGACCUCUGAGAUCAUCUAGUCCAACCAUCCACCUACCACCAGUACUGCCCACUAACCCUUGAACACAGACUAUCAAAGGGUAUCUCUUUGGGUGGACUAGCUGGAAAAAACUGGAAAGUGCCAUUUUCCUUCUGGAGCAUUCGUUGUCAUUCUGUUCAAGGACAGCAGAUUUUUCACGUGCUCCUUUAUUUCAGUGGUGUAUGCAGAACAGCAUUGAAAAUUAUCCAAAAGAAAGGAGCACCUCUGCAAUGGAGAAGGGCUGAGGGAGCUGGGGGUGCUCAGCCUGGAGAAGAGAAGGCUCUGGGAGACCUUCUUGAGGGCUUUCAGUUCUCAAAGAGAGCUUACAGAUAGGAGGAGAGCGACUUUUUUCCUGGUCUCGUAGUGAUAGGACAAGGGGAAAGGCAGCUCUGCUGUCCAACCUUGUGGUUUGCCUGGGCUGCAUGGAGUGAGGAGGAAUUGUCUGGGGCUGUGCAUAAAAUAUGUUAUAUGGUCAAUGUAUAUAAGUAACAAAAUGUCUUUAUUUUUUAUGUUAAAACAUAAAAUAGAGAGUAAAAAGAGUUAUGGGGUAUGUGACCUUGUAGCUGUGAAACUGAUGCAUGAGUGCCUGGUUCAUUGGCAGUGGCUGCAGCUCUCAGGGUGUUCUCAGAGAUGUCUGAUGAAAUUUCACUCUUCCUAUGCUUCAUCCUUGAAAUCAGGUGUUCACAAAUGGAUGUACUGCCAAAAGGCGAUGGCGUGAAUAGGGUGUGAUGGUGAUGUGAGGGGUAUCUUCCUGUGGUAAGAGAGGCCUGAUAGAGGUCUGGCAAAGAGACAUGGUCAAAUUUAUGAGUUGAACUGCAACUCUGUAUGUUCCAUUUGAAAAUUUGCAGGUCAUGUAUUUAUCCUGACAGAGAAUGGAGUUGCAGGUAUACCACUGUGACCCUGCAGGCACAAUGCUGUCCUGGCUUCAGACGCAUCCUGGGAGUGACGUGGAGCUUCGUGCUCCAUGGCAGCAUGGCCCUGCAUGCUUCCUUUUUCCAGAACUCUGCUCUCCCCCAGUGUUUGUUCUGUGCUGGGAGUUGGCAGCUUGCUGGAUGGCAUUUGUGUGCCAGGGGCAGCACCCACACCCGCUGGCUGCCCGCCUGUGCUUUGGUUUCUGCAUGAAGCAGAUGGUGCAGCAGACGCUGUAGUGCAGCGCAGGCAGCAGUGAUGGCACCUCCCCAAGUUUUUCAUGUGAUGGGUGUAAAAGAGCUACAAAACUUCCCUUUCACUACUGACAGACUUCACUGAUUCCAGUGAGGAAACCACAGUAAUCCCCAUUUUCAACAGAGUGUGUGUGGAAUCAUCUCGAGCCUCUUGGCCAGGCAAGCUCCCAGGGCUGAAGGGAGCGGGUUCUGCAGAGGUGCUGGUUUGGAUGUCCUCCCUGCACUCCUUCAGGAGGGCAAAAUACACCAUGGAUCAGAUGAUGUGUGAAGAAACAUACAACACCCUAUAAUUUGCAUGCCGGUGGAGAUCCUUCAUUUCAUAUGUGGCUCUCAGCUAUAAUGCUAAGAAUGUGGAGGUUAAAGUUGCUUGUGUCUGAUGAGCACAGCGAUGCAGUGUACUUGAUGUUGAUCUUGUUUGCUGUAUGGUGGCAGGGAUGCCUUUCCCAGCUCUGUAAAUGCUGCUGGGUGAUAAACUGCUUGGGUUGAUGCUUUGGGGCACUGUAGUCUGUAUGUGGUAUGGCACUGUGGGGCAAGGCUGACCUUAUCUGACCUGGGUAGGUGUUUAGAAUGGGACAAAAAAGACCCUGAGGAGAUAGCAAGAGAUCUACUGGAUCAGAGCAAGGGUUUGCUUACCCCAUGUCAUGUCUCCAGCAGUGGCUAGAAAUGGGCUCUAGGAGGGAGGUGGAAGGUAGGUCUUAGGUUUCACCAAGUGCUAGCUAGCUGGGGAAUGGAGCUUGGAGAAGUGAACUGAACUGAUAGGGGUGGGGGAAAAGGAGCAGCAGAGAGGGACCUGUGGGUUGGAUGAAGGAGCCCCAUCCCCAGCAUCCUGCCAGCAUGUGAAUGCACCAGCAGCCGAAGGAGGUGUUGGAGGGGGCAUGAGAACAGUGCUCAUGUGCAGUAAGAUUUCUGGCUUUGAGGGACUUCCUGAGUUGUAGGACUUCAUGGUUUUACAUUUAACAGUCUUCAAAAGUUUCUUCCCUUCAUUUUCCUUAUCAUUUUCAGGACUUGUAUGAACUUCUGGCUCUGAUAGCAUCCUGCAAGCAGUGAUUCCUGUGGCUUUGCCGCUCGCUCUGAACCUCUGUCUGGUUAUUCUGAUAUCCCAUCACUUUGUGUUUUACAAACUGCAGCAAACGGCACCUGCCUCUAUUCCUCUGCAGAUCUUAUAGCUCUCUGUGUAGGGCAGCAUCCCUACCCCCACAUUUCUGGGGUGGGCAGGACAGACCCUGUGUGUUGGAUAAGUAUCCCAAAGGCAACACUGAGCUGGGGCUGCUUUCCCCACAUGCAGAGUGCUGCCAGGUCUGUGAAGUGCUGGAGGGAUGCCCACGUGGUGUUUGUGAAAUGAAAUGUGACGGUAAGAUUUGUUUUUGAGGACAAGUAACAGCAUGGGGCAUUGAGUCCGAGAGGAAAAGCAUCUUCCUCUAGUGCAGUAUGGGACAUUUGUUUCCGACCUGUGAGGAAGGCCGCUUGGCCUGUGGUGUGACACGAUCCCACCUGCCUGCCAACCUCUGUGCCUGCCCAUAAAGAAAAGAAAUGUUGCUAACUUGAAAUAUGAGGGCAGUGUGGAGCUUCUAGAAAGAGAGAACUUACCUGUUCCAUGUGCAAGGCAUCUUUUGAUACCUGGCAGUGAGCAGCAUGCUGAGAGGCUUUGCAAGUACAGUUCUGUUUCUGUGCAGGAGCUCCAGGUUCCUUGGCACAGGGCUCCCAUUGCAUGGACACCGCACAGCUCGGUUUGGUGCUCAUGUAGGAACAACCUGAUGGAAGCUGCUCUACCCAACGGCUGAAGGCUCAGAUCUGCUUGCAGUGAGCUUUGACUCGUGGAUGUUCUGGGGAUUUGGAAGGGGAGCCAAAGCAGAGCUGCAGCUGUGCAGAGAAGGGCAGUUCCCUGCUGGCCAUGGGGAAGCAGCAGGGACUGUGCUCCAGCCCCAGCACUGCUCUGAGCACCUACAGACAUUGAGCAGCUGAGGGAGCUGCAAUGCUCUGCUCCUUGCAGGCUGCCAGCUCUGCUCCUGGGGCUGGGGAAGUCAUUUUGCACUGCGAGGGGUGCAGCAGGAGAUGGGAGUGUCAGUGCAGGAGCCGUGUGACAGUGACGCAGCAGAUCCUCUGCAGCCGCAGUGCUGCAGUCCCCAGCACUUGCUGUAGAUGCUGUUCGGGAUUUUUGUUGUAGUCUCCUUGAACACUGUGGUUAUUUUUGGCUGCUGUCUCAUCAUUUCACAUGUCUGGCAUUGCAUUAGUCAAUACUAAACCCUUUCCAGACUGUUUCUCUUGUUGUGACUUUGAGAAUUCCCUCUUCCAGCAGAUGCAAAUCCUUCCAAUGGGCAUCCAGUCGGUGCCCCAGAAUGCACACAUCCCUACAAGUCACUUGACUUUUUGCCUUUGUGUUCAGUGGGGCCGGGGUGCCCCUAUACACACUCUGUGUGAGCAAACACAUCAUCUGCUGCUUUCCAGCGCGGCGUUGGAUGCCUGCGGCUGGCGUGCAGGAGUAGUGACACAUCGCAGUCUUGGUGGGCUCUGACUAGUUCUUGUUUAGUCUAUCUUUCAUUUUAUACUGCUUUUUCUUCUGGGGUGUUUUUUCUCCUGUUCCCAUGUCUGCGUAUUGUUCUGUGGGGUCAGGAAUGGGGCGCUGGAAGGAGCUCAUAAAAGGCAAAGUCAAAUUAAGACAGACUUUCCUUCCGUCUUUAGCUGGCUCUGGCCACAGUAUCCUUAUCUGCUGCAGCUGGUGACACCCAUGUCCUUUUUCUGUAUAAGUGGCAGUGAUGUUUGGCUUCACAAAUGAGAAAUGACACACUGGACUCCUCCCAGCCUGUCCCACCCUGGGGCAGGGAAGAGAAAUCCCACCACUGCCCUCAUCACAGUGAGUGAUGAUACAGACACCAAUCAGCGGUGUUACCACGUCUGAAUGUGACACGUUUGAAUUAAGGAAAGUAUGUUAGGUUAAAAGUUAUGCGAGGUGUUAGGUGAGGAGCACAUCACGUUCACGCUCCCUUGCAUACAUAUGCAGCACCAGAAACCCUUCAGUUAAAACUGCAGAUGCUUAUGCACACAGGGCGGACUCCUGCAAACACACCUAAACUGUGCUUUGGGUGGAAAUGUGCCAGAGUGGAGUCUGAUCCAUUUCCCCCCCGAACCUGUUUGGCCAUUUGAGGCUGCAGAGAGGAAUCCCCAUACUGGCCUGGCUUUGCUGAUGUGUCUGUAGUGAAGGCCUUACGCCUGCAGUGACUGCAGACUGCCCAGUCUGGUGCCCCGUGUUGCCUGAGGCUCCCGUUCCCCAGGUGUGCACAAACACUCCCAGCAUUGUGCUCAGUGCAAAAAUCCACUUCCCACGGGUGUUCUGAGUAAUAGCUGAGCAGAAAAUAGAGCAGGGAGGAUCUGAGCUCACCCCGAGCAUCUGGGGAGGAGGGAGGAGUACCAGGUGUGUGCUCCAACAGAAGAAUGUGGACAACAACCCUGUGCUGUUUCUCCCCAGAAACUGGACCAUGUGUGAGCUGAGGAAUGCAGAGCUCAGGUCUGCCAGCAUGGAGUACCCCCAAGGACUCGAGCUGCAGUGGGGUGAAUUGUGAUUCUUGUCUCCAGUUAUUGCUGUGCUUGAAGCUGUUGACUUGCUGUUGCCUGUGAUGGGUGCUGCUCUGUAGUGACUGCUGAAAACUGCUCCAGCUUCAAGAGCAGGAGAAAUGAGUGAAAAAAUGGCUGCAGGCCAAGGCAUGAAUAGCUCUCACUCAUCUUUAGGAUUGGCUAAGCCUGAAAUGUGAGGUAUAGGAUGUGCCACUGCCUCACAGUGACGGGUGCUGUAAGAGGUUAAGUGCCAGAUGUACUCAUACAAGAUGAUGGAGUCCUCCAACAUGCAAUAUGUCUGUCUUGGUUCAGUGGAGAAGAUGGUGGCAGUGGGUGCCAACAGCUGUUCACACAGGAGCACGUUGAAGAUGCUCUAAAGCUUGUGGGGCUCAUUACCAACAGCCCUAUCAGAGCAAGGGGUGGGACAUGUAAUGCAAGACCCUUCUUUGUGGCUGGAGAGGAGCAGUGUGAUGCUCCUAAGGGCUUCCAGCAGAAAUCAUGUUUAUGAAUCUGGUAGUAGUUGUUCUGUUGCAGUUCCUGAAAUGAAACAGGGUUAUCUCCCAGUUCAUGAAGUGCAUCAGGCAUGGGAUUUAAACACAUAGCUCAGUGUUGCAUUCAAAAUAACACAAGUUCUGUACAUCUGCUGAGUGUUUCCUACUGGUCAGUCUCUGGAGCUGCAGCGGUGCAUGGGCUGCUUCUGUGGAUAGCAGCUCUGCUGUGGCCAUUUGUGUGUUAACAGCACACAGCCCCCCGCAGAGUUUGACCUCACUUUAUCAGUGAUUCACACUGCUCUGUUUAACUGAACUGUCCUUACUAUGUUUGCCACCAUCUCCGGUUUUUGCUGUAUCCUUUUCAGGCUGGCAGUGCUGCUGGAGGUCUCUCGCCUUUGUUCAAAGCAGGACCAACUUCAGACAGCCACUACAGAUCACAUUUUAUCUCCAUUAAUUCCCAUCAGCCUUAGAAACUUGGAAUAAGCUGAGAAGUGUGCAUUUGUUUGUACUUGUCCUUUGUUUAGGUUUAGUUUGCAGGCACCAGUGUGAGUCCAGGCUUUGUGAGCAGUUAAAGACCUGGUAGAAGAGUUCUGGCGGAUACAAAUUUCUUUGUAGAUGUUGCUUUUAGUCUUUUUCUUCUCCUUAUUAAGGUGAGCACAUUGAGCCUCUUGAGUCAUUUGUAAUAAAUCACAUCAGUUGUAGAGGGCCUGGGUUGUCCCAGGGCUUGGUGUGGAGCUCGACAUACCUCUCAGUGAUGAAGAUGUCACAGCCCUUCAGGGACCCAAUGUCAGUGUUUGGCCUAUCUGGUGGUGAAAAUAAAAUUGGUCCUCUGAACAGCAGCCCUCCAGCUUAUCCUCCACCUCCCAGGCUGCUAUCAACCGUGGGCCUGCUGAGAGUACACUCUGUCUCAUCAUCAAGGUUAUUAAUAAAGACAUUAAACACCAUCACCCCCUGAGGGAAACCACUAGUAAUUCCUUAUCACAAGUUUAAAUACGGCUCAGGUUCCAGAUUGCUCAAAGAUAUACUUGGCCGUGUCAUUCGGGACAUUGAAGCUAGGCAGUGUAAACAGGAGAAGGCCGAGUUUUUAAACAAAGUGUAAAAAUUCUUUCAGAGAAGGAGAUGCUUUCUGCAAAACAAAUGCUCGUGCACAAACCUGCAGUGGAACAAGGUGAGUUAAAUCUCAACUGUUUUUAAUGUGUGAUCACAGAACCAAAAACUGGUGCAGAUUGGAAGGGCCUUCUGGGUCCGUCUGGUCCAACCUCACCUCUCCAGCAGGAACAUCCAGAGCUUUUGAAUAUCUCCAAGGAGGAGACUCCACUGGGCAACUUAUUUCAUUGCUAAAUCUCAUGCACGCCGAGGAUGUGCUUCCUCAUGUUCACACAGAACUUCUGGUGUUCCAGUCUGUGCCCAUUGCCUCGUGUCCUGGCACUGGCCACCACAGCCUGGCCCUAUAGAUAAGGACCAUGUCCUAUGGACGGCUCUAUGUCCUUUUCAUACUGCACACUUUUGGAAUAUCAUCAUACCAAAUCAGCUAGAGACCAGAUUUAUGAGAAUGUUUAAGCAGCAAAUAAGAUUUUCAAGGUGUGAUUUUGCCAGUUAAGUUCAAUUGCAGUUGAUUUCAGCUAGACUGUCUUGUAAAUCUUGUUUGCUUUUUGGUUGCUUAUUUGCAUGUAUCAGUGUCCUAUCCUCCCUUUUGGGUGUUAUGAUUCAAUACAUCUUUUGACUUGUUGCUUUUCAGAUAGCUUUGGGGAAGCAGGUCUUGCUCUACUGCAUGCUUUGAACACUGCCACUGUGCAGUUUGAUGAUGGGUUUUGCAGGUGGAGAUCUAUGGACUCCCAGUAAUAGGAGGGUUGUAGCAACCCUUUGUUCUUGGAGAUUCCUCCACACUAAAGCCUAUUAAAAGAGAAAUGUAAAGUAGGGUAGAAAUCAUGUAAAAAUGCCUUAUUGAUAGAGGCUGUGAGGCUGAGAAAUUGAUCCAAGGAUGGCAAGGUUUGCUGCUUGGGACUCAUUAAUAAUAUGCAGUACAAAGCACUGUAAGGUCUCUCAUAAAGGUGUAUAGGUGUAGGGAACUGGGAUAGGCUUUCUCCUGAAGCUUCCAGAUUUUUGACUGUAAAAUAUGCUGAAUGAAUCUCACCCAAGAGAGCCAUCCCAGGUUUAGAAACAUGCAGCUCUGCACUGACAGCCAGCAUGAAUCAGGAUUCCUCACAUCCAGAAAGGAAUCUUUACUUGGAGUUUAUCUCCCAUCACUUUUGCCAUCUGAGCUGGAGCUGCUUAAUUCCCUUUGCAUGGCAAGAGAUGGAGGGCACAUUAUCUGAAGCCUUCUAGAAUGUGCUCUUAGAGUGAAAUGAAUGAGUGUCCUCUGAAUAUGCUGUUGUCUGCAGGACACAGAAUCAUAGAAUUAUAGAAUGGCCUGGGUUGAGAAGGACCACACUGCUCAUCUGGUUUCAACCCCCUGCUAUGUGCAGGGUUGCCAACCACCAGACCAGGCUGCCCAGAGCCACAUCCAGCCUGGCCUUGAAUGCCUGCAGGGAUGGGGCAUCCACAGCCUCCUUGGGCAGCCUGUUCCGGUUUGUCACCACCCUGUGAGUGAAAAAAUUCCUCCUAAUAACCUACCUAAACCUCCCCAUCUCAGUUUAAGACCAUUCCCCCUUGUCCUAUCACUAUUCAGCCUUGUGAACAGCCGUGACCAACUCUCAUCUAUAAACUUUGUAGUACUGUGAGCUAAAGCCAAGAAAUCUCAUCUUUUCUCUUAGAAGGACCAAAUAGGUUCGUUUUCUUAGUGCUUACUCGCCUGUGAGGAACAGCAGUUCACUGUAUUCCUACAUCAAAAGGCUGUGAUACGCUGCCAAAAGAUAACGAGAGGACUUUGGAACAGUUCUCACAAUGUGUGCAUUUGGUUGUUGGGUUUGGGUUUUUUUUGCAGUUGUUGUUUGGUUGGUUUUCUUUUGAGGGGACUUCUGAAAUUGCCAAUUGAGUCAUAACUACAGGAAGAGUUGGGUUGGAUGGAAAAGGAGAUCAUGGGCUGAGCAGUUCUGGGCUGGUAGGGUACGUGUGGCCGCAGUUUGUCUGGAACAUGAACCUCCUCUCUGCUUGAGGAGCUUGGUGAGGAUGGGGAUGUUCUCAUGAAGCUUCUUCAGAGCUCAGGGUUUGUGGGAUCUGUUGUGCCACAUAGAAUCCAUCACCAGUGUAGCUAGAGAUUUGAAGGGUCCUGCUGACCCCAGGGAAGCUUACUACAGUACACAUAUACCUCUGAUACAUCCUUGCAUGUAAGAAAGAACAGCAGAAGAGGAAAAUCGAUGCAGGGACCCAGAAAGGCAGAAAAAUAGAAGAGCUGAAGAGAAGUGAGGAUUCAGGUAAGAAAGGAGUGCAGAAGAGAAGAAUAGAAGAUUAGAGAGGAUAUAGUUAAGAAAGGUGCACUAGAGGAGAAUAGCAAAAUAAAGGGAGAGAGGAUAUAGGUAAGACAGAAGAGCAGAAGAGAUGACGAGAAGACAAGAGAGUAUACUUGGAAGACAGAAGAGCAGAAGAGGAGAAUGGGAGAGCAUAUAGAGAAGACAGAAAAGUAGGAGAAGUGGAGAAGAGAGGAUACAGGUAAGGGAGAAAAGCAGAAAAGCAGAAAAGGAGAAGAGGAGAGCAGCGGAUACCAUCAGAUGAAAGAGCAGAAGAGGAGUGGACUAGAAGAGGGGAAGAGAGGAUACAGAUGAAACAGAAAUGCAGAAUUAGAGAAGAGCAAAUCUUAGAAGUUGCCCUGUCCCCUUGUUUUGAGAUCUUCCAACUGUUCUCUAUUUGAUGAGGGGUUAUGACAUCUGAGAGACAUCAAAUAAGGUACAAGACAUAGAAUGCCCCAGAAAAGGUUUGAGAAGAAGUGUUUCAGCACCCAAGGGGUGGACAGGCGUUGUCAUGAUUAACUGAGAUCAUUUUGAGGAGCCUCCCAGGCGCUGAGAAUCCCAAUGUCUCUUUAAUGUUAGCAACUACUGACUGGGUCUCCCUUCAAGAGACCUAAGGGAACCAGGUGGAGUACAUUACAAAAUGCUUCUGCUGAGGUUGUGUUGUGGGGAAACUGGAGUUGUAUGUGACGUUGAGUGCACCUGGAGGCCUCUCAUUACUAGUCUGUUGAGUGUAGAUGUUCCUGUGUAACAGCCAGUUAAACAGAGGGCAGAGGGGCUGCCACAGUUUAAAAUUUGGAAAGAGGAAUUCUAAAUACAAAUCAAAGGAUAACUGCUGUCAGAGCAGCUUGUUUGCUCAGCCUAUCAGUUCACUGGCAGUGAGCUCAUACCCAGUUAUUGUCUCCUACAGACUGCAGAAGGAGAUUGGGAUGGCUGGGAGGCUUCAGAUCCUAUGGAAGCUGAGACCUCCAGUGACCCACAGUUGCUGCAGUAAAUCUCGCAGGGAAGAGUAGCUGCAAAGACACUCUCUCUGCAGCUAUGGUCUUUGUGGGAAGACCCUUAGUUCCUGAUAUUUGAGAAGGUGUAUGCAGUAGGCAUCACCUCAGAAGGUCGCUUUCAUCUGGAAUGGAUGUCGUUGGUGAUUAUUCUGCUGCAGGCUGUGUCAUUGCCUCCCCAUUAAUUGCUGGGUUCAGUUUUCAACUGCAUUCAGAGACCAGAGUGUUUUCUCCAAAAUCUUGUUCUCUUCUGGGACUCUGAACAGCUUCUGACAUCCACAGAGGUCAGUGACUCUUGGGAUCCUGUCUCAGCAUCCCUCUCAUGCUCCUUUAGACCCAUAUGGGCUGUGACAGUGUAGCCAGAGGGUCUGAUUCCUGACAAAUAAUCCCCACCAAGCUCUCCACCCAGCAUUACCAGGUAUAAAGGCAGAUAACUAGCUGAGGUCCAAGCUUUGCAGGAACCAGCUCUGGGAGAGUGGUUUGGUGGAACAGUGAAUCUGUUUAACAGUGGUUCACCAACAGUAGUGUGUCCCUUCCUAGCAAUCUGUGCCCAGAACUCCUGUCCUUCCUCUUGGAGACUCCCAUCAGCUCCAGGUCAACACGUAGGCACCGCUGAGAGUCCCUCACCCAAGCCCACGUCCUGACAGCUGGGCUGGAAGGCAGCUGCUGGGCCUGAGCUGCUUCCUGACCAGCGUCUGGCAUGGCGUUAACCAUUAACUCCUUGCUCCAAAGCACGCUGGGAACACUGUUGUUUUUUAAGGCACUGCAAAAUUGCUUUGUCCUUUCCUGCGACAUUCCGGUGACGUUUCUUGCUGGGAUCCUGCCUGGAGCUGGGCAGCCUUUCCUGUUUGCAGCCAAAGCAGUCGGCCUCUCAACAGAACCGUGGGCCACGUGGCCUUCGUGGUCUGAGCUGUCCCUCAGCAGAAGGAGUAUGGGGUGUGUUCUAUGCACAGGAGGUGCUUGGGGUGCAUGGUGGGUGCCCACUGUAUGCCAUGGGUCCCUGCUUGUGUCACAGACCCCUCUGCUCAUAAGGAAAUGCAUCAGUUUUGAUCAAAGGCUUUGUACUGGGGCACUGCAGUCUCCUUUCCCGGCGCUGUCUCCUCCCCACAUCCGGCUCUUCACCUCUUGGCACUGUGAAAUAGGAAACUCCGGAGUGUUUCCUCUGCGGGGAGUUCCAGCAGAAAUGCUGGAGCCACGUCCUGCUUCGAGGCAGACCGCUGAGCCAGGGCACAGGUCUGAGAGCUGCAGUCACCUCCCCUUCAGCCCAGACGGUCAACAGUACCCUGGGCUGCAUCAGCAGAGGGGUGGCAGUGGCAAGGGGGGGAUUGCACCCGCUGCUCUGGCCUCGUGAGGCCCUAUCUGGAGUAUUGUGUUCAGUGCAAGAGAGACAUGGAGGUGCCCAAGUCCAUAGAAGGGGCCCUGGGCAGCCUGACCUGGUGGGGGGCAACCAGCCCACGGCAAGGGUUGGGGCUGGGGGGGGGGGCAUGAGGUCACCCAACCAUUCUCUGGUUCAAUGAUUCUGUGUGCUUACGUUAGCCCUUGUACAUGAAUGCAUGGCUGGGAUCUGUCUUAAGCCCAGGAUGGCUCAGUGCUAAUGCCCACAGUCAGAGGGGACUUCCUUGUUCUCCCAGCAGCUGUCCUGGCCCACUCACAUUGUCCCCAGCUCUCACUAAUACGUCUCUGAGCUGGGAAGAGAGUUGCAUUUACUGCAUCACAGCUUGCCCAUGUGUUGAAAUUGCUGCUCCUUAUCCCUGGCAACAGGGAGUAGAAAGUGUGAGUGCUUGCAGCUGCUGUCUCCUGGGUGCCUGAGUGGGUGGCAGCUGAGGGCACUGACAGCUUCUGAAAGAGGAGGGAGAAACUUGAAACUCCACUGACAGAGCGUCCUCGGGAUGUGACUGCAGCUCAGGUAAGGUUGGAUGCUGAGUGACGUGGGCUGCAGGAGGAGUACUGGAAGUGCUGGGCAGUGCUGGCUGGCAGUAGCUGUCCCUAACUGGCACUCAGAAACGUUUAAAUAGGAAAAAUAUAUAAAUAUUUGCAAUUAAUUUAUACAGUGACUAUAGAUGUAUUCUGAGCUCUUGUAAUCACUUUAAGCAUUUUGUUUCUUUCAGAUUGAGCCACCUCUCUUCAAAGGAAGUAUAACACACCGGGAACACGCAUUAAGCACUUGGAAUCAUCCAAGCUCCCAAUUCAGAGGAACAGAAAAUAAACAUGGCAGAGUUUACAGGUUAUAAGGAGACCUCCAAUCGGCACCUGAGGUUCAAGUUGCAGAGUCUUAGCCGCCGCCUUGAUGAACUGGAAGAAGCAACGAAAAAUCUCCAGAAAGCAGAGGAUGAGCUGCUUGAGCUCCAGGACAAAGUGAUCCAGGCAGAAGGCAGCAAUUCCAGCAUGCUGGCUGACAUCGAGGCCCUGCGGAAAAGAGUGCUAAAGAUUGAAGGCAAGGAUGAGGAAAUUAAGAAGGCUGAAGAGCUUUGCAGGUUAAUGAAAGAAAAGCUCGAGGAGGAGGAGAGCCUCACCCGAGAGCUGAAGUCAGAAAUUGAGCAUCUGCAGAAGAGAAUGGCAGAGCUGGAGAAACUGGAGGAGGCCUUUGGCAGGAGCAAGAACGACUGCACGCAGCUGUGUCUCAGCCUCAACGAAGAAAGGAAUUUGACCAAAAAGAUAUCGACGGAGUUAGAAAUACUUCGAGUGAAAGUGAAAGAACUCGAAGCGUCUGAAGAGAGGAUGGAUAAAACCGAGCAGAGCUUAACAGGUGAGUUAGAAAAACUGAAGUCUUUAGCACUGAGCUUUAUCAGUGAGAGAAAACAUUUUAAUGAAAGAGAAAAGCAGAAUGAAAAAAUAAUCCAGGAGCUCACACUGAAACUGGAGCAAAACAAUAAGCUAAACAGGGCCGAUCAGACUAGGAAUGCAUCCAACUUGCUGGAAAGGUCAUCAAACAAUCUCCUGGACAGGAAUGAUUUAAGAAUUGAAGAUGAUUUGACUUCUGCGUUGCCUUCUAAAGAAACCAGGCGGAAAGGAAGCGUAGAUUACCUAAAGCAUGUAGAAAAUGAAACCAGGAAUAAGUCGGAGAACCAAAAGAAUAAAAAUCAGGAAGACAACAAAGUGAAAGAUCUCACCCAAGAAAUCGAGAGACUCAAAACUCAGAUCAAACGUUUUGAAUCCUUAGAAGAGGAACUUAAAAAAAUGAGAGCCAAAAACAACGACCUGCAAGACAGUUACUUGAGCGAACAGAAUAAAAACAAACUUCUCACUGGUGAGUUAGAAGAAAUAAAAAUGCAAAUAAAGAAACAAAAAGAUCUGGAAAAUGGAGAGGUCGAAAAUGAAGACACAAGCUUCUCUGGCAGGGGAAAACAUGACAGAGCUAAAUACAGAGUUGUUGCAGCAGAUUUCACAGCUGCCAAGCACAAACCAAGGGAGGUUUCGCCCCAGCAGCGCCGGGAGAGAGUGAGAAACAGAGAUUUCUCCUUCAGCAAUGACAGCUCCAGCCAUGGUGGUAAGCAGACACCCAGCCCGAGCUUAAUGAGCAGGAAGGCAGGAAAGACAUCAGGUGCAGCUGCCCUUGCAGAUGCUGCUGCAACAGAUACGAAAAAACUGGAAGAGAAAUGUUUGGUUUCCACUUUUUCAUCUGGUCAGAAGGAGGCUUCCUUCACACAGAACGAGGGGAAGAGACCCAAAGAGCAGCCCUCUGUCCUCAGUCGCUACCCCCCUGCUGCUCAUGAGCAGAAAUCUUGGAAAACACCUUCCAAACCCGUUAGUGACCUGAGAUCCAAGGCUGAAAAACCAUCUCAGGCAACCCGCGGCAGCUGCCAGAGCGGCGCAGACACACGGGAUGAAAAGUCGAGCAGAGGGGAAUCGGUGGCUUCGUUAGCUGAGAAGCUGAAGACAAAUCAGGGAGAGGUGAGCGAUGCCGUGGGGGACACACAGCAAUCCAGGGGGCACUGCGCCUCUGCCAACGGCGUGGCCACCGCAUACAGGUGCCACAUCUCGCCGGCAGAGUCGGACCCUGUUGGCUCCAAGGCAGAAGCAGGGAAUGCCUCGACUGCGUCGCACCGACAGCCCUUGGAGGGAAGGACUAAAAGAGCAGUCAUCUCCCAGGAGAAGGAACUCAUUGAUGUGUCCCUUGAAAGCGUGAAAGCGUCGCCGCUAACGAAGCGCUCUCAUCGCUCAAGGAGUCAGGAGGACAUCCUGCAGAUUCUAAAAGAGGACGCAGAGCAGUCUGCAGCAGCAGGCCAUGUAAAUGCUAGCUUAAAAGCAGGCUCCAAAACCGUUCAGAGUAGUCAUGAAAAACUUAAUUCAGACGAAGAAGCAGGGAGAAGUAAAAAAGCAAACACUCAGUCAGAUUUUGAGACAAGAAAGAAAGCCAAUUCCAAGCAGUUCUCCAAUUCCAGGGGAGUUUUUAGAGCAUCUCUCUUUGAAAAUGACAAAAGUACUGCGCACGAUGAGGACUCCUCUAAGUGUAUAAAACCAUCAGAUGCCGACACUGGGGGACUGAAAUCCAGAAGGUCGUUCAGCCCAAGAGAAGCUCUGAGAUCCAAAGCCAUCAUUAAACCUGCCAUCGUGGAGAAGGACAUGAAGGCCAUCAUGGGAGGGGCUGUCACCGAGACAGAGUCAGAAAAGCAGAAGUCUGUUAUUAAAGCGGUCACAAAUAAAAUGACGAGCAGCAUCACAAUCUUCCCUUCUGAGCCAACAGUUCCAAGGCCCAGUACAGACACAGCAGGAAAGGAAAGGCAUAUUACCACCAGCAACAUCAGGGUUGCUCCAAAUGAACCCUCCCCGAUAACGAACAGCCUCCCCCAGCCUUUUGAGGUCUCAGUUAAUAGAAGCGCCCUGAAAUUAUCUGAGACCGACAGAAGUGGAGAUGCGGUGCUGAGAAGUAGAACAGAAACGGUGGUGUCCAGGAGUAGCAUUGUGAUAAAGACUUCUGAGCCCCCCGAGAGGAGCGGUGAGCUCCCGUUGGACACAGCCAGCUCGAGGAGCCACGGCUCUCCAGAUUCCAUUUCAUCUGAAACCAAACAUGUCACGCUGAGAAGUUCCUGGAGAACAAGGCAAGGCUUACCUUCCCUGGAGGACUCUCAAAUAAAAGUGGAGAAAAACGCAGCUUCCAGCCCUACGAACGCAUGCAGGUCUUCAGUGGACCUCUCUGAGAUGGAAGGGAGCAGCACACGAACAAACUCCUUGGAGCAAAGCUCAGCGCGGAGCGGUGCCACCACCAACUCCUGGAGCGCCCCUGAGAUGGGCUCCCGAAGGACCAAAAGUAACUUAAGUGCAUCCGAACUGCUGACACGCAGGAGCUACACCAGUGAUCCCACCACGGCUUCCCCCUGGCACCGCACCACAUUACCUGAUGAAAGCAAAGAUUUUGUCUCCAGUUCCAGAAGAAAACAGUACGGCUCCUCUGAGUACCUCUCGCAGGCGGACACGGCGGGGAGAAGGGCGGUCCCCCCCCCGGAGCAGCUGCAGGACCCCACUUCCAACCCCAACAGCCCACCAGGGCUCCAGGCAGAAGAUCAGGGUGCUUCCCGUGUUGGCCGACCGACGUCCCGGAGAUGAGCUGAGCUCUCUUCCACCAAACCAACACGGCAUAACAGAGCGAGACAGGACCGUACCGAGCUCACGGGUGUCACAUCUGUUUGUAACCUCUCCAAAAGCUUCAGCCAGCCAGAAAACAGUUUUCUGACACCGUCUGUGAGGUACAAGAGCUUUACCAGUGAAUUUUUUCCCUUGUUGCUGAAGAGGCAGCUGCAGAGACUUUGCUCAGGGGACUCCCACUUCUCACCUCUGUACCUGCAAUCCUCACCUUCUCCAUAGGACACAGCUCUGUCUCCGUAUGGAAACACUGACUUGUGUACCAGCCAUGCUUUCAAACAGUACAAAGGUACUCCUCGGACCAGAGAGAACAUCUCGUCCAUCACCCACAUACAGAUGAGAUGCAGGAGGUGUCCCUGUGACUGCAGCUGGGAUGGCCGUCCUACGCAGCGCUCAGCUCCUCCAGGAGCCCACGAUCUCCACUGCACACCUCACCUUCCUCUGCUCACACUCACCCCAUGCCUGCAUUCCUGUCUGUAGGUGGGAAGAAAGUGCUCUCUGGUUGUUUUGACGUGCUAACAGGGCAGGAGGGCGGAACAGCUUUGGGAACAGCUUCUUCCCUGUCGCUGUCCCUGCAAGGAGCUGACAGCAGCUGAGCUCUGAUGCUCAGUGAUCACUGCACCAACCACACAGCAGUGCACACAGCAGCAGAUGUGCUCCUGGUUUGGCCCAGGGGGGGGCUUUUCACCCACAGCUUUAUGGCCAUUGUGCUGCACAGCAACAACUCCACUGCGAGCUCUGAGCUGCCGAGAUCCAAGGGAUGCAGAAAGGAGGGCUUUUCUUCUGGUUGGAGAAGCAGAAUGUCCUCAUUCCUUCCAAAAAGAGGGAAAAUAGCAGAACUGGGCCCCAUACUGAGCUCCAGGAUGGCCAGGGGGCUGCCCCAAACUGCCCCCCCCCCCCCUUCAGGAGCCCCAUCUGGGACCUGGGUACAGUCAGGGGCUGCGGGGCUCUGUUCCCUUCUCAGUGCCACUGACCUCAGAUGGCAGCAGUGCUGGGGUCACCCCACAGCUCCACACACCCAUAAGGUGAGGGGACUGCAUGUCACACCACUGCAGCUCUGUGCCCCCCUCCCUCCUCCCAUGGGCUGUUUUUGGGGCUGCGCUGCACAACCACCUCCCAGGAGGUGCUUCAAUCACAUUAUUUUGCUUUUAGUUUUUUUUUUGGGGGGAGGGGGGGGUUGUUUUUUUUUUUUUAAUAAAGAUUGGCUGGAGGAGGAAAAAAGGUUAUUUUUGGGAAAAAAAGAAAGUUUCCAGUUUCCUCCCAGCAGUUUUAGACGUUGUCCCAAACCUGCACUUUUCAGCAUUUCAGUUUCUUCUGUUUUGAGAUGUGUCCAUGCAUCAGGUUGCAUCAGGCAAUGCUCUUAAAUGAGUCCUGCAGCAGCUCUACUCACCCUAAAUUAUAUUAAAUGAUAUCACAUGCUGUCUCCUGCUGUUCCGUGGGGUGGGAGAAGAGGGCUGUGUGCAGCUGCUGUCAUAACAAAACAGCCCCAAACCACAAACCGAACUGAAAGAAAUGGAAGCUCUGCUGUUCAAUGCAGAACGUGCUGCAUUUCUCCUCCCAUCACCCGCAACGCUGGUCCUGAAAUGCUGAAAAUCGGUGUUCCACCACCUGAGAGCACUGCAGGCUCUGUGUGCAAAGCAGGAGGGCAACCCUGCACUGAAGGAAAGGAACAGCCCGAAGGGGAGGACGGCUCUGAGCAGCUGCUGUGCGGCUGCUCCCCACUGACAGCCCCACGUUUUGCAGCACAGACCUCCAGCUGUGAGCUCUGUAUGCAGAGGUGCCACCCAACCUCAUUCUGCCACAGUUCAGUCCGAGAAGGAAAAACCUACAGUUUGAGAGAGGGGCUCUGCCCCACCAUGGCGAGUGCAAUAGGAGCUGAUUGUAUUAUUAUAGCGAUGACUUCAGGAAACACGAUGUGUUCUGACUCAAAUUGCACACUUUUUUCUUUUUUUUGUUUUUUUUUGUUUUUUUUUUUUUUUGGACAGCUGUAAAAUAGUGUAUGUGUACAUAUUGCCACCACUGAAGAAAUAUUUGUAAUUUUAGCAUAUAAAUAUAACAGGCUUUUAGAGGACCUGAGGCCACGAGGGUCAUUCCAAAGGUGUAAAUGUAUUUGCUGCGGCAGCGCUCCUUCGUCGGAGUAAAGGAGACACUGCAGUGCCCCCACUGCACUCUGAUGGAGACCCAUUUCCACACAGCCAACAGCUCUGCGAGAGAACAGAGGGGGAGCAGCGCUGCUCCCGGUGCUGUGGAUGGAGCUGCAAUCACACACUGCAGUACAGCCCUCAGCUCUGCCCCCUCGCACAGCCCAGGGCCACCUCUGCUGGCGGUGAAGAGAUCUUUGCUGCUGCAGCUGAUGGAAAGGACCCGGGUGGGAGAGGGCGCUCGGGGCUGCAUGGAAUGUAUUUUUAAAGAGGAAAAUAUAUAUAUAUUAAUCUAUUUUUUUGUAUUUGCAGACAUAGAUUUGGGCUGGGGCGGCUUAGAUAGAGGGCAAUAACGCAAUAAAUGUUUUCAUAACCACAGAGGCAGGGAGCAGCUCUCCCCCUGCUCACCUCCCCCCGUCCCGGUGCUCGCAGUCUGCAUGCCACAUGUAACCACACUUCUCUGCAUGUCUCUCCUGACUCGAACACUGUCAGCUCUACAGUAUAUAACCAAUAAAACUCUUCUCUUUUUA
Molecule: messenger RNA, 21107 nt
Organism: Gallus gallus (chicken)
Lineage: Eukaryota; Metazoa; Chordata; Aves; Galliformes; Phasianidae
Gene: LUZP1
Product: leucine zipper protein 1
Exons: 3
Coding region: 15065-18400 (1111 amino acids)
Source: RefSeq, a predicted model, not a curated record